This is a messenger RNA of Girardinichthys multiradiatus, 2353 nucleotides long. It is a transcript of the gene tmprss3a, whose product is annotated as transmembrane serine protease 3a. Gene Ontology annotation, cellular component: membrane. Gene Ontology annotation, molecular function: serine-type endopeptidase activity; protein binding. Bases 301 to 1881 code for a protein of 526 amino acids. Gene Ontology annotation, biological process: proteolysis. NCBI's taxonomy places the organism in Eukaryota, Metazoa, Chordata, Actinopteri, Cyprinodontiformes, Goodeidae. The transcript is spliced from 14 exons. The record is from RefSeq and is a predicted model, not a curated record.
GCAGCCAGACAGCAAAGUAGUUGCAAAUAACCAAGAAGUUUCUCUUCCAUACUCCUGGAACAUGACUAUUUGUAAUCCCAUCCAAAAAGUGGGAGGGGUUGUGCAACUUGAUCUGCACACUGAGAACUGAUCCUCUUAGGUGUCUCUUCGUAAAUGGGUACAUGGCAGGAGGGCAGGCGCCAAGACGAACAGCAAAGGAAACAAAAAACCAAAAAAAGGAGCAUGUUGACAUUGAAAGGACAUUGUAGUUGGACCUAAAUAUUUUCAGACAAAACAAGGUUGCAUGUGGACAAUGGCAUAAUGAGUAUUGCAAAAACAGAUAAUGCUGUCAACACGGGUGAUACAUCAACCCCUACAACAGAACUGAAGACAGAGAUACCUAAAAGUGCAGAUAGCUCGAAGAUCGAAUUGGUUUCGGUUACAGAGGAAGAUUUCCCCACGCUGGAUACCCCCAACACUCUUAUUGUCAGUACCCUUGGCAGCUUUAUUGCAGACUUUCAACCAGAGAAAGAUCCAGCCACACCGUCAGAGCCUCAUCCUUCAGGUGCACCCAGUCCAACCAUGGCAGUCACUAAAGUUCAGCCAUUUAUUCACGACAAUGACUUGGAUAAUGGAUGGAAGAACAGAGUCAUUGCACAUCGAUUUGAGCUGCUGAUUGCUUCAGGUCUCAUCUUGGUGAUGUGUCUUGCUCUCAGCAUUGGCCUUGGAGUGGGCCUAGGCUGUGUGGGAAAGUUUCGCUGUGGUUCAUCGUCUCAGUGUAUCAGUGCCUUGGCUAAGUGUGAUGGAACCGUAGACUGUGAAAAUGAUGAAGAUGAGCUCGGCUGUGUACGUCUGAGUGGCAGGAGUGCGGUUCUGCAGGUUCAAAAAAGAGGAGAAUGGAAGACUGUCUGCUCUGAGGAAUGGAACAACCAGCUGGGGAUCUCUGCCUGCAAGCAGCUGGGAUACUCCAGGUAUGUGGAGUCCUUCUUCAUAUCUCUGACCUCCAUUGAACAGGACCUUCAAACCAACUUGAUCUCCAUCAACUAUAGUCAAGCAGAGGCCAUUAAGCUCCAGAAUGCCUCAACCUUUAGUAAGAGCCGAUGCAGUUCUGGGAUGGUGACAACUCUGAAAUGUAUUGAGUGUGGUUCUAGGCCUCAGUACAACACCCGAGUUGUUGGGGGUAAUAUCUCUAAACCAGGUCAAUUUCCCUGGCAAGUUAGCCUCAACUUCAGGAGUGAACACCUAUGUGGAGGCUCUAUUAUAACAUCAAUCUGGAUCCUUACUGCAGCCCACUGUGUGUAUGGAUUCGAAAACUCUUCCCUGUGGACAGUUCAUGUGGGGCUGACAGAGCAACUGGUCCAUGGGGCCCAAUUUCUGGCUGUAAAGAGUAUUGUAUACCAUGCUCAGUACCGGCCCAACGGACUAGACUACGACAUUGCACUCAUGAGACUAGAGGAGCCACUUGUUUUUAAUGGCCUUGUGGAACCCAUUUGUUUGCCUAACUAUGGAGAGGAGUUUGCAGCGGGUACAAUGUGCUGGAUCUCUGGUUGGGGAGCAACGGAGGAAGAUGGAGAGGAGAGUGUUGCUCUACGCUCAGCCAUGAUACCACUUAUGUCUACCAAGACCUGCAACCAGCCAGAGGUUUACAAGGGCCUAAUCUCUUCUUGGAUGAUUUGUGCAGGAUACCUGGAAGGAGGAAUUGACUCCUGCCAGGGGGACAGUGGGGGUCCUCUUGCAUGUGAAGACUCUUCUGUGUGGAAGCUUGUUGGAGCAACUAGUUGGGGAAUUGGCUGCGCUGUGAAGAACAAACCAGGAGUUUACACUCGCAUUACAAAGCCACUCAGUUGGAUCCAUCUGCAGAUGGAGAAAGAAGAGGCUUGGAGUCUACCAGCAUAUAAUUGAAGGCUAAGAUUUAUUGGAAACGACUGUAAAAAUCUUUGAAGCGGGACAAAAAAAAUCUGCUUUAAAGUAAAAAUAUAAUCAAGAGGAAACAGUGGGGCAUUCUUUAUUCCAAAAUAGAAAGCUCUAAGGCAAAACAAACAAGAGCAGUGUGAAAAACCCCAAAUGAAAAACAGCUCUGCGAGGUCACAUGGUCUUAGCCAAUUGUCUAACUAACAAGACCGAUUUAAACUAGAUCACUGCAACUAUUGUUCAGUACAAAUUUACCAUGAUUUAGACAAGAGGCACCCCAAUUUGUGGAGUAACAACAGCUUGAUGGAAACAUUUUGAAUACCUUAUUACAUGAAUGUGUGGUGACAGUAGACUAUUUAAUGCUGUCUUUGUCCAAGUUCUUCUUGCAAGGUGCGAACACUGAAACUCUUUUGUCCAUGUAGUAAAAGCAACACAAAGAAAUAAACAAUGACUGCAUCCAAAA